Ostrea edulis (European flat oyster) is the source of this 677-nucleotide messenger RNA. RefSeq lists its product as uncharacterized. The record is from RefSeq and is a predicted model, not a curated record. Lineage: Eukaryota; Metazoa; Mollusca; Bivalvia; Ostreida; Ostreidae.
GGCUAGAACUGAAAGUAUACAUGUUAGUUUUGAUGUGAAGAAUGUCUUCCAGUACUACCAGUGAUGUUAGUGAACUGUCUCAGUUCAAUUCUCACAGAAACGUUGAAAAUGACUUGCCUAGUAACACUAACUCGUGGUCCAUUGAUUUGAUAGAUAAAUUUGGUAUAAGAAAAGUGCCUUCAAGCCUGUUUGAGCUAAUUCACGAAUGGUCGUUAUGAAAUAUUACCGACGAUGAAGUAUUUAGAAUUAAUGAAAUUGUUAAAAUAUGUAGUUUACCAUGUAUGGAUUUCAAUUCAUUAGAAGAGAUUCCUUUUGAUAAUACUAAGCCUUAUAAACAAUGGCUUCAGGAGUGGUUUCCAAGAAGAAAAGUCCUGGAGCUAAAAUUGUUCAGUGAAAACUCUGAGGAAUUUGGAUAUUUUUUGUUUGACGCCUUACAGCAAAUACAUGGGCCAAAGCAAAAAGAGAGGCAGAAACCUUGUGAAAUUGAACAUCAACUUCUUUUUGAGAAAUUUCUUAAAUUAUUCGAGUUUAAAAUCAAGUAAAAAGAAAAUGUUCCUUUGAUCAAAUGGAAUAUUCCCCAGUCACGAAAAAGUCUCGUUCUUCAUCAUCGACAUCAGCUGCUGAGGUCGAGGAGGAGCGUGAACUCUGUUGCUGGUCUGCCAUCAGCUGCUGAGGUC